AUCUGCAUAGGGAGUAAAAUGCAACCAUCCUGCGAGGUUCUGUUGCGCCCCGAAACCGCUCCGCGUCCCUUCCCGUGCGGCGAGAGCGCGAGACCGAGCGCAGGGCAGACAGGGGGAGCUUUUCUUUCCUGCAGCACAUCCGAAACUACAAACAUGGAAGGGGUAGGAUGUUAUUAGCGUCCGCCGUGGUGGUAUGGGAAUGGCUGAACGAGCACGGACGCUGGCGGCCCUACAGCCCGGCUGUCUGUCAUCACAUCGAGGCGGUCAUCCGGAGCGACCCGCGCGCCGCUAGUGUCGUCCUCGGCCAGGUGGACUCGCGCCUCUCGCCCUACAUCAUCGAUCUGCAUUCCAUGCACCAGUUCCGACAGGACACAGGUACCCUUCGACCGGUGCGACGCAGCUUCUACGACCCCACGUCGGCGCCGGGCCAGGGCUGGUUGUGGGAGUGGGAGAACGACGCCGGGAGCUGGACGGCGUACGACACCGAGGUGGGCAUCGCCAUCCAGGCAGCGCGCGACCGCCAGCAGCCCUGGCUGGACCUGGCGCCGCUGGGCUUCUGCUACCUCAUCGACUUUGAAAGCAUGACCCAGAUCAAUGGGCAGACGCAGCGCUGCAGGCGCAUCCAGCGCCGCUCCGACCUGGCCUACCCGCUGGUGUCCGGACCCUUACCCAAGUCCCACCACGCCUGGGGACCCAUGUCCGUGCCGGGGCACGGAGGACUUCUGGGCGUCGACGUGUCCGGAGUGGGCAUGGGGUUCCGGAUGAGCGGCGGCGGCGGCAGCGGCGGGACGGGGAACGGGAGCGCCUACCCCAGCGGGGCGCUGCCCGCCUCGGCCAUCACCUCGCUGGGACAGCCCUGUGCCUGCCAGCAGUGCAUGCUGGUGCUGAGCGUCAAGGCGGGCGCCAUGUCCGCCGCUCACACCCUGGGCCGAAGGCCCCCGCAGACUAAACCGCCCAGCCCCAAGCUGAGCACCCUCCCCGUCCCGGGGGGGUCGUACUCCCUCACCCUCCCCAGGCCUCCGUCCCUGUCCAGGUCGCUGUCCCCACACAGGACGUCCAUGGUGGGGGCGACGGGUGGCUUCAGUGUGGGGGGGAUGGGGGGCGGAGGAGGCCUGGGGAUGGUUGGUUCCAGCGGUCUUGGUGGGACCAGCCUCGGUUACGGCGGGGGCUACGCUCACUCCCUUUCCCUUCUCGGCUCGGCCACCGCCGCCCUCUCCAUCUCCGCCAACCGCCCCCCGCCUCCUCCGCUGCCGCCUCCCCCGCCGCCCCCUCCGCCGCCCUCCACCGUACCCUCGUCGGCGCCCGCCCCCGCCCCGCACCCCUCGGCGGUCCCCCCCUCCUCCUCCUCUUCCUCCUCGCUCUCCGUCUCCUGCCCCGCCCCCACGCCGCCCGCCCCGGGCCCGCCUCUCAUCUCCACGGCGGCGUCCACCUGCACGCCGUCGCCUUCGGCCCGCGUCCUGGGCCCAGUGUCUUCGUCCGGUGCCGCCGCCUGCGCGGCCCCCCUGCCGCCCCGGUCCAGCCUCGCGGGACUGAGCCGUCCUGCGCUGCAGCGCAUCGCCAUGGCUCAGUCUCGUGCCCUUAUCGCCUCUGGUGUGCCAACAGUUCCAGUGAAGAAUCUGAAUGGAUCCAGCCCUGUACAUCCUGCACUGGCAGGUAUUACAGGCAUCCUGAUGAGUGCAGCAGGACUUCCUGUCUGCCUGACCCGGCCUCCCAAGCUGGUGCUUCAUCCCCCACCUGUCAGCAAGAGCGACAUCAAACCCGUGCCGGGCCUGGGUCACUGCUGCCGCAAGACCACGAAGAAACAAGCCCGGAAAGGUAAGACCCCGGAGGAGGUGGUGAAGCGUUACCUUCAGAAAGUCCGCAACCCCCCUGAAGAGGACUGCACCAUCUGCAUGGAGGCCCUGGCAGGACCAUCGGGCUACAAGGGCCCCGGCGUGGGCGGAAUCUCCCGGGCCGAGUCCGUGGGCCGCCUGGCGCAGUGUGGUCACCAGUACCACCUCCAGUGCCUCGUCGCCAUGUACAACAACGGCAACAAGGACGGUAGCCUGCAGUGCCCCACCUGUAAGACCAUUUACGGGGUCAAGACGGGCAACCAGCCCCCCGGCAAGAUGGAGUACCACGUCAUCCCCCACUCGCUGCCUGGCCACCCCGACUGCAAGACCAUCCGGAUCAUCUACAACAUCCCCCCAGGCAUCCAGGGCCCUGAGCACCCAAAUCCAGGGAAACCCUUCACGGCACGAGGCUUCCCCAGGCACUGCUACCUCCCCGACAGUGAAAAGGGGCGCAAGAUUCUGAGGCUGCUCCUGGUUGCCUGGGACCGCAGGCUCAUUUUCUCCGUGGGAACAUCCAGCACUACCGGGGAGUCCGACACGGUGAUCUGGAACGAGGUGCACCACAAGACCGAGUUCGGGUCCAACCUGACGGGCCACGGCUACCCCGACCCCAGCCACCUGGACAACGUCCUGGAGGAGCUGAAGGCUCAGGGCAUCACGGAGGAGGAGUGUCUACCCAGAGACUGAGCAGAGACCUUCCAGGCACAGAAGAGUCAACAACACCAGUAAACAUGCAAUUCUGGGGAACAACUGCACAGCUGGAUGCAUUCCCUCUCUUCAAAUAGACUGAGAGAACUUUCACAUCAAAAAUGGUGGGAAAAGUCUUAGAAAAGUUUGAGAGAUAGUUUCAGCAGUUUGUGCAUUGACUGCAUGAGUCAGUUUCAAUAUGAGGGGAAUCCGUUCGUUUCCCGAUGCGGUGACUGCGAAAAGAUUGCAGACGUUAUUCAGUGAGACACUUGAGACCACUGUGCACAUACGAGUCAUUGCUAGUUUAAAGAAGAAGAAAAAAAAAUCUGUCAUUUAUACUGUGAGACUUCAUAUCAAGAAUGUAAACAAAGCGGAUUUCUCUGAACUGAUGAGGUGUUUACCACUCCUGCUGCUACGUGGGACGGAGAGUAAUUCAAACUGAGAAGAAAUGUUCUGUUUUUUUUUCUUCUUUCUUUUUCUUUAGUGUUAGUACAGGAGCAGAAGCAACUUUUCACUGCUGAUGAAACUUUCAAGUGUAUAACUGGAUAUCUGAGCAUGGAUCUUUGCUGACCUCUAGUGGUACUUUUCCAGAACUACAUUCCUAUUUAGGUUUGAGUUUUAAAUCGUAUUCUUGUAUAUUAUGAAUACUUGAUAUAUAAUUAUAUGAUAUUGUUUCCAUUUAUUCCAUGUUUUUAUAUGUUAAUUUUACAUUUAGUUUUCUAUGGUGCAUAUCAUUGCAUUUUUUUGUUUUGUUUUUUUUUUUUGGAUGUUGCUUGAGAGACUGAGACAUGAAGGGGAGUUUAGAUAAGCCGAGAGAGUUUGCUCAACACUUUAUACGCCAUUUAUAUACCCUCCCUUCUUUAAAACAAUCGGUUGCAGUAUUUUGUAUUUGAUACGCUCAUGAAGUGACAUUCCUUAAUCGUGGGGCCCACAAAGCGUGGGUGCAUUUAUUAGCUUUCUUUGUCUUCUGGUGUCUGCAUUGCGGCCGAUGGAGGGGAACUCACCCCCUGCCCAGGAGGAGCAAAUUCCUAAAAAAAGCUUGGAUUGGAUUGGACCACCUGCCUGAGCUCAGAUUUGCACAAAGCUUUCUACUUAGUAUGUAAAGGAAACAGACAGCUUGUAUCUACUGUAUUUUUUAUUUCUUUUGUGUGUAGGACACACAGACACACCAGCCUCAAAUGCUCCAAUCACUCUGCAGAAAUCCGUUUUUUUUCAGUUUUAACCAUGAGCAGGUGCAAAAGACUAUCGAUGUGGAUCCUGUUGUGGCCAAAGCAGUUCAGAUUUAAUAUGAGGUAUACGUGAGGAGAGAUACUCGACAGUAUGUCCUGACAUACUGAUGUAGGCCAACAUUCAAAGCAUUUAUACUUUAUGAGACUUUAUGUAUGCACUGUACUGUAUGUAUGUGUUUUAUGUGCACAAAAUUUGCAUUAAAUGUUUUUCUAAGACUCAA
This is a messenger RNA of Salarias fasciatus (jewelled blenny), 3969 nucleotides long. RefSeq names its product deltex 4, E3 ubiquitin ligase a (gene dtx4a). The record is from RefSeq and is a predicted model, not a curated record. Gene Ontology annotation, biological process: protein ubiquitination; Notch signaling pathway. Gene Ontology annotation, molecular function: zinc ion binding. The coding region runs from base 168 to 2519 and encodes 783 amino acids. The transcript is spliced from 9 exons. Lineage: Eukaryota; Metazoa; Chordata; Actinopteri; Blenniiformes; Blenniidae.